AUGGAAAUGGACACCAUGAUCUCGUCAACCAGCUCGUCCUCGUCGUUUCGCUGGCAGUCUGAGGACGUGUACUUCGCUCAAGCUCGCGACGUUCCCUGGGGUGACGCUCGUCUCGCCAGCAUCGAAGAUGUACGCAUCACACUGCCUGUCGAGCCUGUUGACACUCGUACCGUCGACAACGCUUUUCACAGCGAGUCUGACGAAGAGAGGGAGGCAAAGCCCGAGCAGGGGCAGGGGCAGGGGCAGGCGCAGGCGCAGGCGCAGGCGCAGGCGCAGGCGCAGGCGCAGGCGCAGGCGCAGGAGCAGGAGCAGGAGCAGGAGCAGGAGCAGGAGCAGGAGCAGGAGCAGGAGCAGGAGCAGGAGCAGGAGCAGGGACAGGGACAGGGACAGGAGCAGGUGCAGGAGAUUCAGCCAGCUAUAUCAGUACGUCAAUCUAAGGAGCUUGAUGAUACCAAGUUACUCGCAACCCGACAAACAACACCAUCGCCAACUGACGUAUCGGAAGAGAAGACGCCGGUGUCAUGGAUGAAACGAUAUGCGGGAACCAUCUCCUCUGCCAUCUCCUCUGCGGGCGGGAUGAUGAAGAGUCAAGGGCUCAUGGAGUUUUCUCGUCGUCAAAGGCGGUCGGUAGAGAUGAGCGUGCAGACGAAGGAUGAUGGCUCUCAGACUGUUCGCUGGUAUCGGAUCUCCAUGAUAGACCCGAAGGCGUGUGAAAGCACCGGGUUCGCCUAUGCUGAAGUCUGGCUGCGGCAGCAUCGGCACGAGGCUUUAGCGCAUGGCACUGAAGGUUUCCGGAGGAGCAAAGACGUCAGCAGGUUGAUUCACGCCAUUCACAAUCGGUCAGCUCGGGGGUUCAACAUACAUGAUAUUCAUGGAACUGCUGAGAGAAGAUACGCGCCAGCUUGGGGCAACCCGGCUACAGGCAGCGCAGGACGAGCAAGUGUAGACCGACGCAGCAACGACGGGGAAGGAGACGGCGAGCCGAUGGCCAAGAGACUCCGUUGGAGUGGUCAUGUUCAUCGACUAACCGAGCAGUUUCAAACGUCAGCUGCCAUGGGCUAUAUCGGGAAUGACUGGAACCGCCAGCUCGACAGCUUCAUUGACUUGGCGCUCGACAAGCACACAUGGUACGAGAAAGGGAAAGGAUUCCCCGGGCUUGCAUGGGCCCGCAAGGAGUUGGAUUGGCAUGAUCUUUCCUUCAUGCAAGAAGAUGACGAGAACAGCAUGUUUGAUCGGAGAGUCGUCUCCGCGAAGCAGAUCUUCGAUGUGUCAGUAGGGGUUCCCGUGCUUGACCCUGAUACUGGUCACCUCCUGGCUAUCGUGAUGAUGUACCGUGCUAAGACCAAGUGCGAGAUCGAGCCACAAGAAAUAUCGAAGACCGAAUCAAAACUGGAAAGCGCUGAGCUCCAACGGUCUUUACACUUGAGACUGCCUGUCGUCUCAGCUCAGCGGCUGCAGGAGCUUGCAAGGGUGGCCUACUGGUCGAUACAGAUGCAAGAAGCAGCCAGAGAGUGCGAUGCUGCGUUCCAGGCGAUCAAACCUGUACAUGUUAACGGCUCAAGUCACCUCCAACCCAAGAGACUGCGAAAACUGAUCAAGAAAGAAGAGCAAGAAGAAAUGAAUCAUACUUGGACGCUUCGAACUUAUCAUUUCAUCAAGAAGUACUUCAAGAAGUUUCGAGGCAUGCCGGGGGCUCAAAUUCCUCCUGGUCAUGAUUGGUACUUUGUUUUCUGGACCACAUUCGGUACAUUUGUAUCCAUCCUCCUUCUUACAGGGUUAAAUGAAGUCUUCAAGCGGAUCAGUUACUCGUCCAACCAAUCAAAGCUGGAAGGAGGGUAUCCGAAGGCCUUCGAGACUUUCGUUGCCCUGAUCUCGUACUUGUCAGAUGGGCAGUGGGUAGCGACGCCUCUUGCGCCGGCUGUGUCGACCAUGAUCAUGGCAAAGACAGCUUCUUACAAGCUCACAGGGCUACUGCACCCGCCUGCCUGUGCUGCUGCUGUCAUCUUCCUAGCGGGUGACCCGCUAGUCAGAAACAUGGGCUGGCUCUUCAUUGUUAUUCCUGUCACCUUUGACUGUGUGCUUCUGCUUGUUCUUGGAGUCAUUAUCAACAAUAUUGCAAACGACAGAUCAUAUCCUGCCUUCUGGUGAACGACAUGAUGAUGCGAUGAAGUGCAGUUCUUCAAGAAUCUUUCAUGACGAGACGCUAAUAAGGAUCUGAGACACACUCACCAGAUGAGACGAACGAGUCGAAAUUUCUGUGAUAAUAUUAGAUACUGUUAAAUUAUGAGCCAAAUUCACGUGAUUUCCAUGUCUUUUACAUUCGAGCAAGGUCAUCAUUCUGCUAGCAAUCAAUGCAACAUAGUGAUCACUUUCGAGAGUUGAAUUGACUCAUGGCUCUGAGCUCUUCCCAGCCGUAUCAGAACAUGUCACUGGCACCAGAAGUUGUCACCCUGCUCUGACUCCAUCUCUUACGCAAGUCAUAAACCUACCUCAACUUUGAAAUGACUCGCCAUUAGGGUCAGCAUCUGAGUCUCCGAUAACACAUGCAGGUGAUCUGUUGCGACCUCUCACUAGCUCAUCUCUCCGAUAACACAUGUAGAUGAUCUGUUGCAACCUCUCACCAGCUCAUCUCUCCGAUGAGACAUGUAGAUGAUCUGUUGCAACCUCUCGCUAGCUCAUCUCUCCGAUGAGAC
Guillardia theta CCMP2712 is the source of this 2693-nucleotide messenger RNA. RefSeq lists its product as hypothetical. The record is from RefSeq and is a predicted model, not a curated record. NCBI's taxonomy places the organism in Eukaryota, Cryptophyceae, Pyrenomonadales, Geminigeraceae. Bases 1 to 2148 code for a protein of 715 amino acids. The transcript is spliced from 20 exons.